Messenger RNA from Owenia fusiformis, 917 nucleotides. NCBI's taxonomy places the organism in Eukaryota, Metazoa, Annelida, Polychaeta, Sabellida, Oweniidae. The record is from the annotation of a GenBank genome assembly.
GGAUACGAUAUCCCGAAAUCCACACAGGUCUGGAUAAACCUGUUUGCCUUGCACCAUGAUGAAAAGAUAUUUGAUGAACCAUUGAGUUACAAACCUGAGAGAUGGCUAGAUGAUUCUGGUGAAUUGGUGUCUAUUGAAAAGAGAAAUAAAAUCAUCCCAUCUGGCGCAGGUCGUAGAGCGUGUGCAGCAGAACAGUUUGCGAGAGCGAGAAUGUUUUUGUUCCUCUCCAAUAUACUACAAAGAUUCACAAUCGUUCAACCUGAGGACGCAAAGCCACCUAGUGCUGACCCCAGAAAUUACACACUGGGAAUCAUACUCGAACCAGGACCAUUUACUAUCAAAGCCAUACCACGCUAAUCUAUUUCAAUCAGAGAUGAGAUAAAAAAUCAAUAGUUUUGCACACUAUGCACUGAAUCCCGACGACGUCACGGGUUUUUAGCAUGUUUAAAGAUUACCUUACUCGCAUAGGGGCUUUCUGACUUUAAAACAAACCCUUAGCUAAAUGAAUUGUCGUCUCGGGAUGGUUUUUGUAUAUAGUUUUUAUAAAAAAUUCUGGAAAAUAACACACCAUUUUGUCUCUCCGAUUUCAGUCAUAAAUUACGUGAAUAUAGCAUUAACACUUUUGGGUGGACGUUUUCAUUACCAAAUGUCCAAAUGUCCAAAGGUAUUCGAAUGAUAUUGAUUGGACAUCAUGUUGCAGAGAGUGGCUCCAUGAAAAAUAAACAACUUGCGUUAUCACAUGCAGACGGAGCCUGUGAGAAAUAUUGGGUGCGGCAUGAAUGAGCGGAUGGUGCGGAUUUAACAGUCAUUUUAGAAUUUGAAUUUGUAAUAUAUCUGAAACUAAGCCAUUUUGGGUCUUCAAAUAUAUCCAUAUGUGUGAAGUUGACACUUAAUAUCAAUAAAAUUGUGAAAAUAGU